GAGUCAAUAAGAGUCCGGUUCUGCCAUGCGAAUGUGCUUCAAGUAUUCUUCCCCGCCUUGCAUAUCCUUUUCCCUGUCAUUGGCUUACACUCGCUUUCUGCCGUCACUGACAAAUAAAAUACCAGUUCUUUGGUUUCAGGGAUAUGGACACUGGAAGAGGAUGCAGGAUGAAAUGCCGUUAGAUCCGGAGCAGUUGGAAUUAGUAUUCGACUCGUUAGAUGCUGACGGUAAUGGAUAUCUCACUUUCGACGAAUUUAUUCAUGGAUUCGGUAUUUAUAUAGAAAAUGACCCGUCCGAGGUUGAGACAAUAGAUACGAAUACCCAAGAAGUGAAAAGUAGAACUUCAGAUGGUGAUGAACGAGAAGACGAUGAAAACUUCAUGCAGCUGUUAGACGGACUUGGAGGUCAAACGAUAUCUGCAUAAUGUUUUGCGCAUUCAUUUUUACAAUGUUCUUUCAUUAAAGCGAAAAGUCUGUCAAGCUUGCUGUGGGACCAUUUCCGCCAAGACGCGCCAGACGCUGGAUUUGAAUUUGAAAAAUUUCUUUCCAGCAUCUCUGACAGCAUCCACACCAAGGAGAAGGAGAAGUUGAAUAUGGAGGUGUUCAUCAGAACCCAGCAGGAGACGCGCGAGGAAGAACUGAAACGCCUUUACGAGGAAAUGGAGCGGCAAAUUGAAGAGGAGAAGGAACUUGUCAUUCGAAUGGAAAGGAUGAAGGAGUCUCAACUGAAGAGCGACAUGCGAGAAGAAAUUGCCAAAAAGGAUCUUCUGCUGGCACAACUGCAAAUGCAGGAAAAAGAAUUACAAGAGGAGCUCAGUCGCCUGCAGGUGAACGAAGCCACCAAUAAGCACGAUCUAACACUCCUAACCAAAGAGAAGAGAUCUCUGGAAACCCAAUUGGAAAUUCAAACAAGAAACGCCGAGGAAUUGCGGACGGCUCUUGAGAGGUUGCGACGGGAGAGUGUUAGUGAACGACGACAGAGGGCCAUGUCAGCCCUGCAAGUCGCGGAAAACAUCGCCGUCGAGCGUGAAGGACUGGUCGAACAAUUGUCUUUGCUUCGCACGAUAAACACUCGGUUGACGGAUGAAAAUGACCUGCGUGAUUACGGCAAUAGCAGCAUUGACACUAACGAUGAACCUGCCAGCAUUGCUAGAGAAAUGGAAGAGGCCGCAACAUUGAACUCUGAUAACCAUCUCCACUUCUAUUCCAGACUUUUUGAUGAGGAAUUCGCGGAACAUGCGGAUAACAUCGAUAUUAUGUUCGAUUUACCUUUGCGCAAGGAACCCGACGUCACGGGUAGCCAAUCACAAAAGACGAAGAAAAACAGCUUGUUUGACGAGCUGGCCAGUGCACUGAAUUUCGAUUCUCAAUCUUCUUUAAAUGGAGCGGAAAAUAAUCUACUCGAUGGGCCGGAAGAUAGUCUCCUGAGAAGCACGUCCGGUGGCUCCCGUGAAACGAAUGGCUUCGUUUGCCCGUCAUUAGUAGGAUCAUGCCCUAUUCAGUGUUCUGUUCGACUAAAUGGAGAGAGCAAGUCCGAGGGAAGCCUACAACAAGAAACAUUGGGCAACUUGUUUGUUGAUCGGCCAGAAGAAUGUUUGCCAACCUCUUUACGCGGUGAGACUAAGCACAGUGUCACGUGGUCGACUAACGUGCAUCCGCCUUCCAGCCGAACGAACGUCAAGAGCAUUUGCACAGUUGAAACUAGCUUGCCAUAUUUUCAGUUCCCAAACGGCUCCAUGUCUUACCCCGACUCGCUAAUCGGAUAUCACAACGGUCAAUGGAUUAAUCGGGUUCAAUUGCGAAAGAGUGAACCUAUUACUCCGUCGGCCGUCUUCAAGAUUAUCGUCUUAGGAGAAAGUGGUGUUGGGAAAACUUCGUUUAUUCGCAGGUUCUGUUGUGAUGACUACGUCGGAUCACGAUCGGCCACGGUCGGGAUCGAUUUGAGCAUCCGUUGCUUGCCGGUCGGAGACGACAGCCAGUACUGCGCACUCCAGUUCUGGGACACUGCAGGCAAACGCAACAGACAAGAGAAAUAUCGCAGCAUUAGUCAGCAGUAUCUGCGUAAAGCUGAUGGCGUUCUUAUCGUGUACGAUGUUACGUCUGAGAUGUCAUUCGUCCAUGUUCGCUACUGGAUCGACUGCGUUAAAGAAGUGGUAGGUGACGACGUCGUUUGUUUGCUGGUUGGAAACAAAACAGAUCUACUGGAGCAGCAGGAAGAUAACUCAGAACAAGAAUCGACAGGCAACGAAGGCGGACAAUUAACCGCCACACUAACCAGGCAUCCGCACCGCGUAUUAACAACGGACGCCAUGAAGCUUGCCCAAACUAUGGGAUUGGAAUUUUUCGAGACAAGCGCCAAAACGGGCUACAUGAUCCAGCAGUCGAUCGUCGCUAUGGCAGCCAAGCUACAAGUGCGAGAGAAGGUCGCCAUCGAAAAGAUAGUGUUGGAAGCGGAAUCGAUGGAGGCGGAGACGGCGAACGCGGGGGGCAAAGACAAAGCCAAAAAAUGCUGUCGCUUGUGACGAGACUUGACAGUGGCCUCUGUUUUCUUCAGCCGUGUAAUUGGAUGACUUCUCUUAUAAAUUAAUGAUGUUAUGUCA
This is a messenger RNA of Daphnia magna, 2599 nucleotides long. Its product is annotated as EF-hand calcium-binding domain-containing protein 4B-like. The record is from RefSeq and is a predicted model, not a curated record. Gene Ontology annotation, molecular function: GTPase activity; calcium ion binding; GTP binding. Lineage: Eukaryota; Metazoa; Arthropoda; Branchiopoda; Diplostraca; Daphniidae.